UGCUGCCCAGCAGUGCCACCUUGUCGCCCACCAGUGCUGCCCAUCAGUGCCACCCAUCAAUGAUGCCCAGCAGUGCCGCCGAUCAGUGCCGUCUGUCAGUGCCUCCAGUUGGUGCUAUCAGUCAGUGCCGCUUAUCAGUGCCCAUCAUUGCUGCAUAUCAGUGCAUCAUCAGUGCCUCCUCAUCAAUGCCCACCAGUGCCGCCUCAUCAGUGCUACCUAUCUGUGCCGCCUCAUCAAUACCCAUCAGUGCUGCCUAUUAGUGCAGCCUCACCA
Molecule: messenger RNA, 273 nt
Organism: Staurois parvus
Lineage: Eukaryota; Metazoa; Chordata; Amphibia; Anura; Ranidae
Source: the annotation of a GenBank genome assembly